Messenger RNA from Diaporthe amygdali, 1218 nucleotides. Its product is annotated as short chain dehydrogenase reductase family superfamily. The transcript has 7 exons. Lineage: Eukaryota; Fungi; Ascomycota; Sordariomycetes; Diaporthales; Diaporthaceae. Gene Ontology annotation, molecular function: oxidoreductase activity, acting on the CH-OH group of donors, NAD or NADP as acceptor. The coding region runs from base 1 to 1218 and encodes 405 amino acids. The record is from RefSeq and is a predicted model, not a curated record.
AUGGUCAGAGCACUGAUUGUGGGCGCCACUAGAGGCCUGGGAGCCUCUCUCACCAAGCAGUACGCCUCCCAGGCAUCAAGCACGGUGUUUGCAACUGCACGAUCAUCGGUGCCCAGUGACUUUCCAAACAACGUCAAAUGGCUGUCAGACAUCGACCUCCAGAAGCCCAAAGUAGGCGACGAUCUUGCACGCCAGCUGAAGGGCGAGAAGCCACUGGAUCUCGUGAUUAUCACGGCCGGUCGCUUCACUACUGAAGACUUCCACGACAAGGGACCGAACUGGGACGAGGAAGUCACGAUGUAUACUACAAGCUCGAUCGCCCCCGUGUUCCUGGUCCACGCGCUAUUUCACGCUGGGCUGCUAUCGAAGGGCUCAAAGGUGGUGCUCGUUUCGUCCGAGUCUGGAAGCAUCACGCUACGUCACGAGUCCGAGGGCGGUGGAAAUUACGCCCACCAUGCGAGUAAGGCAGCUUUGAACAUGGUUGGUAAACUCUUGAGCCUGGAUCUCCAAGACGCAGGUGUGGUGAUUAGCAUCGUCCAUCCUGGUUUUAUGCGGAGUGACAUGACCAAAGGCGUAGGAUUUGACAAGUUCUGGGACGAAGGUGGCGCUGUGACAACUGAUGAGGCGGCGACCAGUCUCAUAGAGUGGACAGAGAAGCUGGACAUCAGCAAGACUGGCGAGUACUGGGCUCCGAGAGGACCGGGUGACAUCGGUACAGCCGAGGCAACGCUGGGCAAGGGCUUAUCCACACCACUCAAGCUACCAUGGUGGCGGCUUCUCCGGCAACCCAUGAACGCCGCUUUGCUGCAAGGAAUCGCGUUGGUUCGGUUGUUGCGCAUCUGUGCCUUCAAUGGCACACGACCCAACGGGAUUUGUAGUCAUGGGUGGCUGGUGAUCUGGCUGACGCCGUGUCGGCUGAGAUACCACCAGCUCUUCGUCGCCAACUCUGGUCUGCCUCUUGCGACGCAGAGGAUGGUCGAUGUCAUCACGCAUGUGAUCUGCCGGCAAAAAACCGGUCUAGAAUCUGACGUGCGUUCUCCGUGCAACGCAGCUUACGCCCAGGCAGCCACCGUAACGUGCCCGCCCUAUUACAAUGAUAAGGGGUGCCAGGAGUACCUUCACACCACUCAGUUUAUACCCGCGGGUGGGAACCCGGGCGGCUUCACCACCUACCGCGACGAGAUGUGGGAUAUUGCCGAGACGGCCGAGUUCCUGUAA